UGUACGUGUAUCUGAAUUAUACACUAUAUAUUUUCCGUGGGUAGCUCAGUAGAAAGUCAUGAUUAAAGUCAGUUAUUCUUAUAAAAAUUUAAGUUUGGCGCCUUUCUCUCCGCUGCAUUCAACGAUCAGUCUCGCUAAGUUGUCAGUUGGCUGGAAAGUACAGUUGCGAGAAGUGUAUGAUCGGACCUCGUGGUGUUGUGACUCAUAGAAUCGUCGAUCGUAAAUUUUUGUCGAAAAUUUUGAUAUAUAUAUAAGAAAAUGGAAAGUGUUUGGUACGAUUUUCUAACAAAUAACGUGUUAGUCUUUACGGUACUUAUCGGUUUAAGUGUUUUAAUUAUCAUGUACGUAAUUAAAUUGUUUAAAGAAGAAGAGGUUAGAGAAAAUAUGAAAAGCGACAAAUUAACGGUAUAUCCCGAGAAGAAAAAAGACCAGUCUCAAGGUGGGAAGAGGAAGAAGAAGAUUGCCGAAAGUAGAUGGACAGGAAAGCAUGAUAAAUACGUCUAUAGUCAUCCUUGGAUUUUGACUUCGUUGAAGGGGCAUACUGGGAAGGUUUUGGAUAUGGACUUUAGCAGUAAUGGCAAAUUUUUAGCUUCAUGCGAUGACGAAGAUCCUGACCCAGGAGGAAAGAAAGAAGCUGCUAUUUCCGAAGAAUCGAAUAAAGACAACGUCGAACCGACCGACGAAAAAUCCCCCCGUUGCCCGAAAGGUUUAUCGAGGAGACAAAGAAAAAAUCGUAAAAGAGACGAUAGCUCGCCGCCGGGAAAACAAAAACUGAAAAAAUCCAAACCGAAAAAAUCGUCUACCCAACAUCAAACUAUUAAUAACAAUAAAAAAAUCAUGUCCAAUCGAUCUGAUCAAUGGGACAUACCGGAAACGAUGCUCUACGAUCUCCUACAAAAUUAUUUGUUGUCUUUGGAUCAAAUGAUGAGCAUGGGGUAUCCGAUACAGACUACGGUGGAUCCGGGAGCGGUGGCGAUUUACAAGAGCCCCAGCGAACCGUGUAAACCCGCGAAUAAUACAAUUUUCAACUUGAACGCGAUGGAAUUCGUACCGAGAAGCGAUUGCAGUACUUCGGAUAGCGGUCAAGGUUCUGCGGAGUCCGGCGACAGCGGGGACGAAUCGACCGCCAGCAGUUGCAGUAGAAGUAGCCGCAGCAGUACCAGCAGCAGUUACUGCUCGUAUUACGACAUAAAUAAUUACACCGAGCAAUCGUUAGUGCCCAGCAACUACGUUUACCAUUCGAGGAUAUGUUGUAGAUGCGAAACGAAAUUUUACACAACCGAAACUGAAUAUAUGACCCAAGAGGGAUGCGUCUAUCAUUGGGGGAAGCUGCAAAGCGUUUUCGUCGAUAGGAAACCGCAGGUGGCUUACAGUUGUUGCAGCCGAUCGGCGGGAACUCCGGGAUGCACGGAAGGGAAAUUUCACGUGUGGAACGGGGUGACGAUGGGAAUGAACGGAUUUUUCGACGAUUUUAUAUCGACUAAACCGAGGAGGAAGGUACCGCAAGAAGGACAUUACGGCGUAUACGCUCUCGAUUGUGAAAUGUGUUAUACAGUGCGCGGUUUGGAAGUAACGAAAGUGACGGUGGUUGGAAUAGGGGGGAAAUUAGUGUACGACAGUUUCGUUAAACCUGAUUGUGAAAUAGUCGAUUACAAUACCAGAUUUUCUGGUAUAACGAAAAACGAUAUAACGAGUAAUACGAAAUCUUUGGCGGACGUACAAAAAGAUUUGUUGAAUUUUAUAAACGCGAAAACUAUUCUAAUCGGACACGGUUUAGAAAAUGAUUUACGUGCUUUGAAGAUCGUGCAUUAUACGGUUAUCGAUACGGCGCAGACUUUCCCCCAUUACCACGGUUUGCCUUAUAGGAGAUCCUUGAAAAAUCUCACUUCUACUAUUUUGAAGAGGACUAUACAAGGAAGCGUCGACGGACACGACAGUUACGAGGACGCCAACGCUUGCUUGGAACUAAUGUUAUGGAAGGUGAGAAAAGAUUUGAAAAAACUUGCCGUUUAUUCGUAAUUAUAUUCCCCUCAUUAUUGCUUUUAUUUAUUAAAAUGCUUCUCAUUUAUAAAAAUCAUUUCCUAGUUAGAAGGUAGAAUGCAUAACUAAAAAUAAUUAUUGAAUCUACGAAUAAUUAACGGAAAAUGAUUUCAGUGUAAAUCCAAUUAAGAAAAAUUGGAAUAUCAUUAGUUUCGGUGUACUUUUCGUAAAAGUUUUAAAUUCAACUUCAUAAUUUGCUUUCGAAUUAAAAAUAAUGAACAGAACCGUUUAAAUUAUUUCAUAUCCUAUGAUUUCAGUACUAAUUUUUAAUUAAAAAAUGGAUCUACCGAUAAUUUACAGGUUUUUCUACCAUAAAAAUAAUAAUUAUAAGUAUCAAAGUUGUCACCGUAAUUAUAAUAGAAAUAUAUAAAUACCCCCUGCAUUGAAUCAUAAUAAGAAUUGAAAUACCAUUAGUUUCGGUGUACUUUUCUUAAAAGUUUUGAAAUCAACUUCAUAAUUUGCUUUCGAAUUAAAAAUAAUGAAUAGAACCGUUUAAAUUAUUUUAUAUCCUAUGAUUUCAGUACUAAUUUUUAAUUAAAAAAUGGAUCUACCGAUAAUUUACAGGUUUUUCUACCAUAAAAAUAAUAAUUAUAAGUAUCAAAGUUGUCACCGUAAUUAUAAUAGAAAUAUAUAAAUACCUCCUGCAUUGAAUCAUAAUAAGAAUUGAAAUACCAUUAGUUUCGGUGGACUUUUCGUAAAAGUUUUGAAAUCAACUUCAUAAUUUGCUUUCGAAUUAAAAAUAAUGAAUAGAACUGUUUAAAUUAUUUUAUAUCCUAUGAUUUCAGUACUAAUUUUUAAUUAAAAAAUGGAUCUACGAUAAUUUACAGGUUUUUCUACCAUAAAAAUAAUAAUUAUAAGUAUCAAAGUUGUCACCGUAAUUAUAAUAGAAAUAUAUAAAUACCUCCUGCAUUGAAUCAUAAUAAGAAUUGAAAUACCAUUAGUUUCGGUGUACUUUUCUUAAAAGUUUUGAAAUCAACUUCAUAAUUUGCUUUCGAAUUAAAAAUAAUGAAUAGAACCGUUUAAAUUAUUUUAUAUCCUAUGAUUUCAGUACUAAUUUUUAAUUAAAAAAUGGAUCUACCGAUAAUUUACAGGUUUUUCUACCAUAAAAAUAAUAAUUAUAAGUAUCAAAGUUGUCACCGUAAUUAUAAUAGAAAUAUAUAAAUACCCCCUGCAUUGAAUCAUAAUAAGAAUUGAAAUACCAUUAGUUUCGGUGUACUUUUCUUAAAAGUUUUGAAAUCAACUUCAUAAUUUGCUUUCGAAUUAAAAAUAAUGAAUAGAACCGUUUAAAUUAUUUUAUAUCCUAUGAUUUCAGUACUAAUUUUUAAUUAAAAAAUGGAUCUACCGAUAAUUUACAGGUUUUUCUACCAUAAAAAUAAUAAUUAUAAGUAUCAAAGUUGUCACCGUAAUUAUAAUAGAAAUAUAUAAAUACCUCCUGCAUUGAAUCAUAAUAAGAAUUGAAAUACCAUUAGUUUCGGUGGACUUUUCGUAAAAGUUUUGAAAUCAACUUCAUAAUUUGCUUUCGAAUUAAAAAUAAUGAAUAGAACUGUUUAAAUUAUUUUAUAUCCUAUGAUUUCAGUACUAAUUUUUAAUUAAAAAAUGGAUCUACGAUAAUUUACAGGUUUUUCUACCAUAAAAAUAAUAAUUAUAAGUAUCAAAGUUGUCACCGUAAUUAUAAUAGAAAUAUAUAAAUACCUCCUGCAUUGAAUCAUAAUAAGAAUUGAAAUACCAUUAGUUUCGGUGGACUUUUCGUAAAAGUUUUGAAAUCAACUUCAUAAUUUGCUUUCGAAUUAAAAAUAAUGAAUAGAACUGUUUAAAUUAUUUUAUAUCCUAUGAUUUCAGUACUAAUUUUUAAUUAAAAAAUGGAUCUACCGAUAAUUUACAGGUUUUUCUACCAUAAAAAUAAUAAUUAAGUAUCAAAGUUGUCACCGUAAUUAUAAUAGAAAUAUAUAAAUACCUCCUGCAUUGAAUCAUAAUAAGAAUUGAAAUACCAUUAGUUUCGGUGUACUUUUCUUAAAAGUUUUGAAAUCAACUUCAUAAUUUGCUUUCGAAUUAAAAAUAAUGAACAGAACUGUUUAAAUUAUUUUAUAUCCUAUGAUUUCAGUACCCGUUUAAUUAAAAAAUGGAUCUACUGAUAAUUUACAGGUUUUUCUAGUAAAAUGAGUUUUCCACCAUAAAUAUAAUAAUUAUAAGUAUCAAAGUUGUCAUCGUAAUAAUAAUUAAAAUAUAUAAAUACCCCUGCACUUAAUCAUUAUAAUAAAUGAACAUUUUUUGAAAAGGAACUUGGUAAAAAUUAUUGAAACAAAGAAUGGAAGAGAAAAUACCAAUUUUUUUUUUGAAAAUAUACAUUAUUACAGUAUCUUUCGAUAUAAAAUUUUCUCUACCCUAAUUUAUGUGUUCUUUCAGUAAAAAUUUCGAAAUUAUAUUCUUACUUUACUUUUAAAUUGGAAAUAAUGUUAAAAUCUGUCAAAUUUGUUCAAUAUCUUAUAUUUUCAGUACUCAUUUCAGACUUGUUUAGAUACUUUUAUACUCCCCUCGUUUUUUGAUUCUUGAAAAUCGAAAAAUGAUCCGAUUUCGAUGAUUUUUUUUUCAAUUUUCGUUUUUACGGCGGAUUUACGAAAAAAAAUUAUGGGAAUAAAAAAAUUGAUAACUUAUAUUGGUUUCAGGGUUUUAAAUGUUCAUUCACGUAUUUGUUGAUAACUUUUUUCCAAAUAAUCAAAUGAAGUUGUUAUAUGUUUUUUUUUUCAUAAUCUAAACAAAUAAACGAACAAAUUGAAGAAAAAAACUAUACAAAAAUGUUGAUUUAUCAUGAUUCUAUAAUUAAAAAUAAUAAUUCCUCUUAAAAUUAACCUUUUCUCACAUAUAAUAGUUUGUACCUUUUUUAUUAAGUAAUCAUGUGAUUGGUGGUAUGGAGCUGUCAAAAGUCAUCAUCAAUUGACAUUUACGUGUUUAUUUCAUUGUAUAAACAUAACUUACCAUUCGGUAUUUCUUAUGUUAAUUUAAUAAUUGUUCUCGUUUUAAUCCAGGGCCUAAUCCAUUUUCCCUUUGGUUUUUUCCGAGAAUUAACUUUGUAAACAUAAUUAUUUAUACAAGAAAUACCGCAGCACAAGCAGCCAUUCAUUUAAGUUCAUAAUACCAUAUGACACCGACACGAUAUUGGACUUAUUGCGCAGAAAUUAGCGCAGAAACUGUACAUAAAUAUGAUACGGGAUGGUAUUUCUGUACAGUAUUCGAUAUCGAAAACUAGAUGAUCGUAUUACAUUAUACAGUUUUUGUCAAUAUUGAAAAUUAUACAGAAAACAAUAUCGGUAGUUGCAUAAUGUCCAUACUACCUUUAAACUAUUGAUUCAUUUGAAUUUAGAUAUUUUAAAUAAUUUCGUUUCUAGUAAACAUAAUAUUUGUUAAAUAGUAAUUUUGAUUAAUGACAAAAAAAGUUGAAAAUAAAUAUGCAUUCCAUUUACAUUCAAGUAAUCUGAGACUUCUGUAUCUUAAUCUCAGAUAAUUACGUCAUUGCUCACAAAUUCACCGUCUAUUACAGCAAAAGAAACGACAUAUUCAAAAUAUUAGUAUUUAAGAGAUUAUUUACAUUAAUAACUGUUUGUAAUAAUCUGACAACGCGAUGUUCUUAACCUCACUUUCAAUCUGAGUUUAAAAAAACUCACUAUAAAGCAUAUACAAUACUGUUCCUAAUAUUGUUUAUAUUCUCACAACUCUCAAUUUUUUCAAUAUAUACCUGUAAAAUAAUAAAGUUGCCCUAAGUUUACGUAAUUUACUUAUUAUAUGGAUAAAACUGUAACCAUAUAAUUGAUACCACAAACUACACAUUAAAUUUUUAUUCUACCUUCUAACUAAACGUUUAGAUAUACGAAAAACAAUGUGAUUCAAUUAUGAAUUAAGAAAUUUGUACGUUCCUUCAAAUUUCUAUUUAUUUUUUUGAUUAUAGUGAUAAAAAAAAGGAGAAAAGAUUCUCGUGUUUUGUUGUACUGUGAUGAACUUGUUUCUAUUUUAUUCGUUUGUUGUGGCAAGUAUCAGUUUUUUUUUCGAAAAAACUAUUUCGUUAUAAAAUUAAUUUCUUCCAUGCUAAAAUUAUCAUGAAAAUAUUUAUAUACAUGCACUUUUAAUGUUAUGUUCACUAGUGAAUCAACGUAACAAUUGCUUCUUCUUUUAUAAUUAAAUAUAAAAUAAUCUCAAUGCCUUCAUUUCAAAGACAUAGUAAUUCGAGUUGGCUGAAAAUAUAUAAUUUCUAUAUUCAAAAGUUGUGCUAAUUUUAGAAAGAAACAGCCUCUAGUAUAAAGUAUAGCUAUCUUUGUUCCGCUGUGCGCUGAUUGGUCAAAAGAGAUAGGGUGUAGAGAAAUAUAUUUGUGGGAGGAGUAAUAUACAAGUAAUUGAACACUUGACAGAGAUAGCUAUACCGUAACCUUCUUUCUAUCUCCUUCUAAUAUUAGAACACGAAAUUUAUUGGAAGCGAAAUUUAGUAUUACUUUGUCUAUGAUUCACUCUGAUUAUCAUUUAACUAUACUUCAAAAUAUAACUUCUUCUUUUUUAUGUUGAAUAUAAAAUAAUCAUUCUGGCCUUCACUGUGAUUUGAUAUUUGACUAUAAAUUCAUCUAUGGAAUUGCCAUUUUCAAGGUCAUACAACUUUUACUGUACAAAUUUUUCUGAAAAUUCAUAGUACUUGUAAAUUUAUUUGAAAGAAAUAACCUAAAAACGAUAUUUUUUGUAAAUCUAAAGACCGAUUCAUAAACUUGACUUUUAUUUCUAUUUUAUUUUUUUUUUUUUCGUUUGUUUAUAGUGGUUUAUUUUGCUUUGCUUGUUUUUUAGCAUAGUUGAGUGAAUUUCAUGAUAAUUUUGGAUGGAAGAUGAAUUUUUUAAUAAGGGAUAUAAUAUUUAAUAUAUUUAAUCAUUUGUAACAUCCAAUAUGACUCAAUUUUGGCAGCUAUCAUUUUAUAAAAUGACAUUAUCAGUCUGAGUGCCGUGUUGAACAAAGUAUGUCCCUAACUUGAAAAUUUGUGUGCAAUGUACAACAAAUCGUUUAUGAUAAUUAAGUAAUUUUGUGAUAAUAGUUUUAAGGACUAUUUUGUUAGGUCCCCGGCCGGGAUUUCUUAAUCAUUACAAUUUGUAAAAUAAUCUAAUUGUUUCGACUGUAGAUUUUCUAUUUACAAAUUUUCUACUUUCAGACAUUCAAUAAAUCGUUUUAUGUAU
Diorhabda sublineata is the source of this 7239-nucleotide messenger RNA. RefSeq names its product transducin beta-like protein 2. Gene Ontology annotation, molecular function: protein binding; nucleic acid binding; exonuclease activity. The transcript is spliced from 3 exons. The coding region runs from base 259 to 2019 and encodes 586 amino acids. Gene Ontology annotation, biological process: endoplasmic reticulum unfolded protein response. The record is from RefSeq and is a predicted model, not a curated record. Gene Ontology annotation, cellular component: endoplasmic reticulum; nucleus. NCBI's taxonomy places the organism in Eukaryota, Metazoa, Arthropoda, Insecta, Coleoptera, Chrysomelidae.